Messenger RNA from Cotesia glomerata, 1760 nucleotides. It is a transcript of the gene Flo1, whose product is annotated as flotillin-1. The record is from RefSeq and is a predicted model, not a curated record. Gene Ontology annotation, cellular component: plasma membrane. NCBI's taxonomy places the organism in Eukaryota, Metazoa, Arthropoda, Insecta, Hymenoptera, Braconidae. The transcript is spliced from 8 exons. Bases 248 to 1534 code for a protein of 428 amino acids. Gene Ontology annotation, biological process: protein localization to plasma membrane; protein kinase C signaling; positive regulation of cell-cell adhesion mediated by cadherin.
CAGCCACGUAGAUGUAGAGUGUCGGCAUUCAGGUUGUUGGUGUUAGUGCGUCAGUAGAACAGCGCAAUACAGCGUCUAGACUCUCGAAUUAUAUUUUUCCACUGUCUGAAAUCUAUCAGUAAUAUAAUAAAUAAAUAUAUAUUUGCUACUAAAUAAAAAAUAAAUAUAUUUUGAUUAAAUUUAAAUAUAAAUACCAUUCACAAUUCGCGAGCAUAAUUACGGGCGUGGUAAGCCGACCAAAAUAAAUAUGAGUUGCGGGUUUGUUACUUGUGGUCCCAACGAAGCUCUUGUUGUUUCAGGAUGCUGUUAUGGCAAACCGCUCCUUGUACCUGGAGGGAGAGUAUUCGUAUGGCCGGUUGUUCAACAAGUACAAAAAAUUUCAUUAAAUACUAUGACAUUACAAGUUGAGAGUCCCACUGUUUACACUUGUCAAGGUGUACCUAUUUCAGUUACUGGAAUUGCACAGGUGAAAAUUCAAGGACAAAAUGAAGAAAUGUUAUCAACAGCUUGCGAACAAUUUCUCGGAAAAAAUGAAGAUGAAAUUCACAACAUCGCCCUGGUAACACUUGAGGGCCAUCAGCGUGCAAUAAUGGGCAGCAUGACGGUGGAAGAAAUUUAUAAAGACCGUAAGAAAUUCAGUAAAGAAGUAUUCGAAGUUGCGAGUAGCGACCUCGUCAACAUGGGAAUCACAGUAGUGUCAUACACUCUGAAAGAUAUUCGCGACGAAGAGGGGGCUAAGGGUUAUUUAAAAGCCCUCGGUAUGGCAAGAACAGCAGAAGUAAAGCGAGAUGCGCGAAUUGGAGAAGCUGAAGCGCGAAGAGAUGCGCAAAUGCGUGAAGCUAUUGCUGAAGAACAACGCAUGGCCUCACGUUUUCUCAACGACACUGAAAUUGCUAAAGCACAACGAGACUUUGAAUUGAAAAAAGCUGCUUAUGAUGUCGAGGUUCAAACAAAGAAAGCAGAGGCAGAAAUGGCGUUUGAGCUGCAAGCAGCCAAGACAAAGCAGCGGAUCAUGGAAGAACAGAUGCAGGUUAAAGUUAUCGAGCGUGGUCAAGAGAUUGCUGUGCAAGCUCAAGAAAUGGUGCGUCGCGAGCGCGAAUUAGACGCGACAGUAAAACGUCCAGCUGACGCGGAGAAGUACCGCCUCGAGAAAAUGGCCGAGGCCAAUAAACUGAGACUUGUAAUGGAGGCUGAAGCUGAGUCUGAAGCGAUCAGGAUUCGCGGAGAAGCUGAAGCUUUUGCUAUUGAAGCUAAGGCCAAGGCCGAAGCUAGUCAGAUGGCCAAAAAAGCCGCUGCUUGGAAUGAAUACGGGCAUGCCGCUAUGGUCGACAUGAUGCUUGAAACUCUACCGAAGGUCGCCGCUGAAGUAGCUGCCCCUUUAUCUCAAGCGAAAAAGAUCACCAUGGUUUCUAAUGGCUCUGGAAGUGUCGGAGCUGAAAAGCUUACUGAAGAAGUUCUUAAUAUUGUUACGCGUGUUCCUGAAUUAGUUAAAACUCUAGCUGGAGUCGACAUUGCUAAGUCGGUCGCUGCAUAAACUAAAAUUUCUUCCAAAGAACAAAAUUCAAUAAUUCAUUAAUUAUUUAAUAAUUAAUUAAACAUUAAUUUUAUUUAUUUAAAUGAAUAAUUAAUGUGACUUUACAGUUUAUUUGCAAUAAUAAAAGCAUAUUUAAAUUGUGUGCUUGUGUACUCGUUGACAGAUCUGACCAUGCACCAAAUAUUUGUCACGACUAGAUUUCUAUUGAAUAAAAAUUUAAGUGUGU